AUGGAUGGCGGAUCAUUCACACUCGAACAUCGACCUGUCAUGGUUGACUGCUACUGGGAGGGCCAUAAGGUGCAGACGCCCUAUCUCAUAUGGUUAGCAUUAACGAUUGUUUCAUCAACAGUACUCGCUUCGUUCCUUUGUGACUCGAAAAACGUUCGGCGAUUUGAGGAUGAUGAUCCGGACUCAGCAGCAAUGAAGGCAAAAAGGGCUGCUCGUGAGAAAAAGCGAAAGGAGCUACAGGAAGAACAAAGGCGCAUGCAAGAAGGUCUCCAGCGUGGUGAAUUUCGACCCAGCGAUCCCAACGAAACUGUUAAUGAAGUGGCAAGUAAUUGGGGUGCUGCACAAGCAAUGGCACAAGCUCGUGGUGAAGAUGUGAAGUAUUUCGCUACACCGGGACAAAAUGCUGGUUCACCACAAGAUGAAUCCAAGGAACCCAAGGAAUCUAAGGAGUCCAAAGAAUCUAAAGAAUCACGUGAUAAGAAACAAACAGCGGAACCCGUUCCACAGAAAUUCCGACCAAGAGAUGAUAAUGAAACAGUGAACGAAGUGGUCAGCAAUUGGGGUGCUGCUCAAGCUAUGAUGCAGAAAAGAGAAGGAGCAGCAGCACAAGCGAAGGAACCCGCUGGAAGCUCAAAAGACAAGAAUGCACCACCAAAACCACCAGUCAGACCAGCAGUACAACAGAAAUUCCGACCGAGAGACGAUAAUGAAACUGUUAAUGAAGUUGUCAGCAACUGGGGUGCUGCUCAAGCAAUGAUGCAAAAAAGAGAGGGAGGUGCUGCUCCAGCAGAAAGUGCGAAAGACAAGAAAGGAUUUCAGGCUCCAGCGCAGCCAGCUAAACCAGCAGCACCUCAGAAAUUCCGACCGAGAGACGAUAAUGAAACUGUUAAUGAAGUUGUCAGCAACUGGGGUGCUGCUCAAGCAAUGAUGCAAAAAAGAGAGGGAGGUGCUGCUCCAGCAGAAAGUGCGAAAGACAAGAAAGGAUUUCAGGCUCCAGCGCAGCCAGCUAAACCAGCAGCACCUCAGAAAUUCCGACCGAGAGACGAUAAUGAAACUGUUAAUGAAGUUGUCAGCAACUGGGGUGCUGCUCAAGCAAUGAUGCAAAAAAGAGAAGGAGGAGCGGCUCAAGCUGCCGCGGAAAGCUCGAAGGAUAAAAAAGGAUUUUUAACUCCGAGACAGGCAGCGAAACCAGCAGCACAACAGAAAUUUCGACCGAGAGACGAUAACGAAACCGUUAACGAGGUGGUUAGUAACUGGGGUGCUGCACAAGAAAUGUUACAAAAAAGAAACGUUCCGCCUCCUCCUCCACCAAAACCGAAACCUGUACUCGUACCUGUACCAGCAAAAGAAAAAAUGCGUAAAGCUAAUGAUUUUGAAACUAUUGACGAAUGUGUUAGUAAUUGGGGAGCUGUUCAAGCACUGGCUAAGAAAAAAGGUGUAUGA
Molecule: messenger RNA, 1443 nt
Organism: Necator americanus (New World hookworm)
Lineage: Eukaryota; Metazoa; Nematoda; Chromadorea; Rhabditida; Ancylostomatidae
Exons: 24
Coding region: 1-1443 (480 amino acids)
Source: RefSeq, a predicted model, not a curated record